Pieris rapae (cabbage white) is the source of this 2396-nucleotide messenger RNA. RefSeq names its product protein claret segregational (gene Ncd). Gene Ontology annotation, biological process: microtubule-based movement. NCBI's taxonomy places the organism in Eukaryota, Metazoa, Arthropoda, Insecta, Lepidoptera, Pieridae. Gene Ontology annotation, molecular function: microtubule binding; microtubule motor activity; ATP binding. The record is from RefSeq and is a predicted model, not a curated record. The transcript has 2 exons. The coding region runs from base 107 to 1996 and encodes 629 amino acids.
AACAAUUUCGAAUUUUGAAUGUAACGACCGUUUGUGGCUGUUAAGAUAGUUUGUGUUUGUGAAAAACGAAUGAGGGGUUUCUUUGAUUUUGUACUAGAUUAUAUUCAUGAUGUCUCGCAUUCCAAAGCUGCCAGUGGCUAAAGAAAAUAGACCCGGGUUUUCAAAUAUAAGGAACACAACAAGAACAAUUGGCAAUGGACUCAGUGAUAUUGAUAAAAAAGCGCUUCUUAUGAACCAUACCAAACCGAGUACAACAGUUACGUCUAGUAGUACAGUAGCAGCUCCACGGCUUAAAAGAGCAGCUUCUGCUAACGCUGUAGUACCCCCUUCAAAAGCUGCUAAAGUGGAAAGAAAACCAAGUGUAUCUGCAAGAAUUCCACCAUAUGACUAUAAAGCAAGAUUCAAUGAUUUACUGGAAAAACAUAAGGUGAUAAAGAGCGAAUUGACUGCUUUAAAUACUAAAUACAUUGACGUAUCUGAUGACUAUGAAAAGUACAAAGAAUUGUCUGAUAACAGCCUUAAAGAAAACUCCAUAUUAAAAGACAAAUUGCAAAACUGCUUAAGAGAGCUGAGACAGAUUACUGCCGACCAUGACAGCCUCAAACUUGACAAUGAAAUGCUGAAAAGAGAACUGGAUGACCUGCAUAAUAAAACAAAAAUAUUGGAAGAUGUAACAAAUAGUUUAAAAAUGAAAUCCAUGGAAAAUGAUAGGCUCAGAUUAGAAAUUGAUGAUUUGAGCCGACGCCAUAAGAGUUUGCAAGAAGAAAAUGAAGCAAUAAAAGUUCUAAAUGAACAUCUCAAAAAAGUGUCAGCAGAACAUGAAAACCUACAAGAAGAUCACAAAUGUGCACUUGAAUUAGUUAAGACAACCCAAACUCACCGUGAUGCCUUACAAAACAUAGUUGAUACCAUGUAUAAAGACCAGAGAAUCCUAAGGAAUACUAUUCAAGAUCUAAAAGGCAACAUAAGAGUUUACUGCCGAGUAAGACCUCCACUUGAGUCUGAAACAAAUAAGCCCCUGUACAAUUUACAUGUUGUUGAUGCAUGCACCAUUGAAAUUGAAAAAAUUGAACUAUUGAAUUCAGCUAGAAAAGGUAAAUCUCAACAUACCUUUUCAUUUGAUGGAAUUUUUACACCCCAUUCAUCACAAGAAGAUGUUUUUGGCAAAGUUUCUUCGAUGGUUCAAUCUGCCCUAGAUGGAUACAAUGUGUGUAUUUUUGCUUAUGGACAAACUGGUUCAGGAAAAACAUACACAAUGGAGGGUGGAAGUGGAAUUGCCGAAUAUGGUAUCAUUCCAAGAUCAAUAAAUAUGAUUUUUGAAUGCAUGGCAGAAUUGAAAGAAAUGGGUUGGGAGUUGUCAAUAAAAGCUUCGUUCUUGGAAAUUUACAAUGAAGUUAUUUAUGACUUACUUGAUUCCAACAAAGAUCAAGAGAGCCAUGACAUCAAAAUGGUCAAUUCGAAAGGAUCAGAAUUAUAUGUUUCCAACUUGCGUGAGGAAGAAGUAAAAAGCUCUCAUGAUUUCAUCAGGUUGUUAAUUUUUGCUCAACGAAACAGACAAACAGCUGCAACAUUAAACAAUGAAAGGAGUUCACGAUCACAUUCUGUGGCCCAAAUUAAAAUCUCUGCAAUUAAUGAAAAGCGAAAAGAAAAGUUUAUGAGCCAUCUUAAUUUAGUAGAUCUUGCUGGAUCGGAGAGUGGGAAAACAACACAGAGGAUGGGCGAGACAAAACACAUAAAUAGAUCACUUUCAGAGCUGUCUAAGGUGAUUUUGUCUUUGCAGACUAACCAAUCGCAUAUUCCAUACAGGAAUUCUAAGUUAACACAUCUUCUUAUGCCCAGUCUUGGUGGAAACUCAAAAACUCUUAUGUUAGUAAACAUUAACCAAUUUGAUGAUAAUUUUAAUGAGACUCUUAACUCCUUAAGAUUUGCCACCAAUGUUAAUAGUUGUAAAACAACUAAGGCUAAAAAGAACUUGACUUUGUUUGAAGGUUUUUAAAUACUUCUAAAUGACAAAAUAUAUAGCAUAACAAGUUUUACAUGGACAGGAUCUAUGGAACUGAUAAAUCCAGGCAAAAUGUAUUGUAUGGAUAAUAUGAUAUCUUAAAUAAUUGGCCAUUCUUCAAUAAACAAAUAAUGAGCCCACCAAUAUGUUAUAACUAAUGUAUAUGUGUUAAUGUUUCAUUCAUAUACUAAAUUUGAUAAUUGUUAUUUGACAUUUUCAUGUUUUUUUACUUUUCUGCUAAAUUUGGCUUUUGAUUAUGUAUUAAAAUCUUAGAUUAGUCUAGUUAUAAUUAUGUUAUCAUAUGAUAUUUGUAUGAGAAAAUUUUAAUCUUGUAUUGGUUUUAGUGUAGUCUUAAUUAUGGCCUUCUAUUUAAAUAAUAAAAUAGAUAUAAUGA